AUGGGAAGUGACGACUACCUUAAGAUAAUAGAAGAUCAAGGACAUAAAUUAGUAUACAAUCCCCCAGGGAACGGAAACUGCCAGUUUGCAGCUUUGGCAUAUCAUCUUAGUUCACUGGGAGUCUUAAGGUCGCCAGAAACCAUGAGGGAGGAAAUUGUUAAAUAUCUGGAAACAAACCCACUAGAUGAAGAUGGUUUUCCGUUGUACGAAUGGGUUCCAUACUUUGAUUCAUGGCCACAGUACCUUACCCACAUGGCACAAGACCACACCUACGGCGACCAACUGCAGCUAACCUUUAUAACGUUAACAUUUACAUAA
Molecule: messenger RNA, 318 nt
Organism: Porites lobata
Lineage: Eukaryota; Metazoa; Cnidaria; Anthozoa; Scleractinia; Poritidae
Source: the annotation of a GenBank genome assembly